Molecule: messenger RNA, 1915 nt
Organism: Gastrolobium bilobum
Lineage: Eukaryota; Viridiplantae; Streptophyta; Magnoliopsida; Fabales; Fabaceae
Product: developmentally-regulated G-protein 3
Exons: 10
Coding region: 154-1260 (368 amino acids)
Biological process (GO): cytoplasmic translation
Cellular component (GO): cytoplasm
Molecular function (GO): GTPase activity; GTP binding
Source: RefSeq, a predicted model, not a curated record
UUCUUCCCUGUCUUUCGCUUCCCCAGAGUUCGACAAGGCAACGCUGUAACAAUUAACAGCUGCAAAGUUCUCCAAGUUCAUUCUCACUUCACUUCCCCACAGGAGUGAUCGGAAUAUAUUUUUCGUUUCGUCUGAGCUUAUCUUUCUUUAACAAUGUCGACGGUGAUGCAGAAAAUCAAAGACAUCGAAGACGAGAUGGCAAGGACUCAAAAGAACAAGGCUACAGCUCAUCAUUUGGGCCUGCUGAAGGCUAAACUUGCAAAGCUGCGGAGGGAACUCCUUACACCUUCAUCAAAAGGAGGUGGAGGUGCUGGUGAAGGUUUUGAUGUUACUAAAAGUGGGGAUUCAAGAGUUGGUCUCGUGGGCUUCCCUUCAGUUGGAAAAUCUACUCUGCUGAAUAAGUUGACUGGGACAUUUUCAGAGGUUGCUUCCUAUGAGUUUACUACCUUAACUUGCAUCCCAGGUGUGAUCACAUAUCGUGGAGCUAAAAUUCAGUUACUGGAUCUCCCUGGAAUUAUAGAGGGUGCUAAGGAUGGAAAGGGUAGAGGAAGACAGGUUAUUAGUACUGCAAGGACAUGCAAUUGCAUUUUAAUUGUUCUGGAUGCAAUAAAACCAAUAACCCAUAAGCGUCUUAUAGAAAAAGAGCUAGAGGGAUUUGGUAUAAGGUUAAACAAAGAGCCACCAAAUCUGACUUUUAGGAGGAAAGAUAAGGGUGGAAUCAAUCUCACCUCGACUGCUACCAACACAAAUUUGGAUCUUGACACUGUGAAGGCUAUAUGUAGUGAGUACAGAAUUCACAACGCAGAUAUUACUCUCAGGUAUGAUGCCACUGCGGAUGACCUUAUAGAUGUCAUUGAGGGCAGUAGAGUAUACAUUCCUUGCAUCUACGUUGUGAACAAGAUUGAUCAGAUCACACUUGAGGAACUGGAGAUCUUGGAUAAGCUACCUCAUUACUGCCCAAUCAGUGCGCACCUGGAGUGGAACCUUGAUGGUCUUCUGGAGAAAAUUUGGGAAUAUCUCAGUUUAACACGUAUUUAUACUAAACCUAAAGGUAUGAAUCCUGAUUAUGAAGAUCCAGUAAUAUUGUCGUCUAAGAAGACAACAGUUGAGGACUUCUGCACUCGCAUUCACAAGGACAUGCUUAAACAGUUUAAGUAUGCUCUGGUCUGGGGUUCAAGUGCAAAACACAAGCCUCAAAGAGUUGGAAAGGAGCAUGAACUUGAAGAUGAAGACGUCGUUCAGAUUAUCAAAAAAGUAUAAUUUGUUGUAGUAAGGAGGAUCGAAGAUGAUAUCUUGUGAAAACCGAUCAGAAUGCCUGCCCGAGAUACUAGAGGAUGUUUUUUGAGUAGAAUCAAAGAUCUCCAGGGUUGUUGGAUGACUAGAUCAUACUCCAAUUACUUGUCUUUUUACGGUUGGGGGUUACGUAGAAGAUAUUAAAGUUCUAUUCGUAGUUAAACAAUUUAUUGUCAAGGGACACUGUUUGUCACGUUAGAUUUGGAAAUGAUGUGUCUUGUGGGGUAUACAUGUCUAAAAGAAUUAAUGGAUGAUAAUCAGGGUUGUUCUUGUAAGCAUUAGUAGGGUUUGCUAGAUAUAUACAAUUCAGGUGGAUAUGUUGGUAUGCCUAUGCUGGACAUCUUAACAAAAUAAUGGCAUGGGUUUGGUACAGCAUUUACAUAAAAUUUAUUGAUAUGCUAAAAUUAUCUUAAAUAAAAUCCUCUUGGUUGUCCUAACAGUUCCGCUUGGCAGCCUGGACUACUGUGAUUUUGGUUGAUACAACUGAUAAGUUGCAGGUAGAAGCGUUAGCUGACAGACCAAUUGAUUUCCUCGUUUAGCAUUGGAAGCCAAGCGGCGGGCAAGUCUUCAAUUGAAUAAGAAUGCUUAGAUGAGGAUUUUUUUUUUUUUUUUUUUAAUCAAA